AUGGUCGCCGCUUCAGAGAACGAUAUUGUUGAUAUCUCUACCAUAACAACAACCACCAUCAAUAUAUCCAGAAGCACCAGAUCAUGCCAUUACACCUCAAACCAUCUUCUCUUUCUUCAUCUAACAGAGCAGAAGGAAGAAGGAGAUGGCGAACAUAAAAGGGUAAGAGCAAGGGAAGGAAAGCUUAAUCUGGGUUGUGGAGAAGGAGAAGGGAAUCUGCUUGAAGGGCAAGACAUCCAUAUACAUUUCCCAGCAGGAGCAGUUCAAAAGAUGCUUCAUCUUUUACACUCUCUUGCUUUUAGUUAUGCUCUACCUUCGGGCAAGGCUAAAGCUGUAGCACAUGAUACUUUGAUCAUUUGGUGCUCUCUUGCUUCCAGAUUGGGCCAUUGGGCUUUAAAAGCUGAACUUGAAGACCUCUGUUUUGCUGUUCUUCAGCCUCAGAUCUUCCAGCAAAUGCGAUCUGACCUGGCCUCCUUGUGGACACCCAGCAGCAGCAGUAGCAGGGUAGGCAACCUAAGAAGACUAUCAGCCAAAAGUAGCUCAAAUCCUGAGUAUGAAGCAUCAACAGAAGAUGUCGUAGUCAGCAUGAAGGCUGUUAUUCCAUUUGAUCUCCUGCUUGAUCGAAGAAAACGUAUUAAAUAUAUUCAAGAUCUCGGGUCAUGCUCAGAGGUCCAAACAAAACCAAAAGUCGUGAAGGAUGCUGGGAUUGCCCUAGCAUCUCUGGUCGUUUGUGAGGAAGAACUAGAACGUGAGUUGUUUAUAUCAACCUCCUAUGUUCCUGGAAUGGAGGUAACCUUAUCUAGCCGCCUUAAAAGUUUGUACAACAUCUAUAGUAAGGCAUCAACAAAGAUUUUGGCACGCCAAUUGGUGAGGCUUAGACAACAAAUAGCCAACCUACAAAGUAGUCGGGCUCAAAUGAGGGGCAUAACAACACAUACACAGGCAUUAGCUGCACACUCUUUUGUGGCUGUUGGGAUGAAAGGUGCUACCAAGGCAAUGGCAGCAAUGAAUAAGUCCUCCUUGCAGAUUUCUGUAAACCCUAGAGGAAUUCUGUCACCACUUCCUUCACAAUCCUUCUACGAUUUCCAAAAUCGUUAUCCUUCUGAUUCAAAAGACACUGACAUGGAUCUUCCAAGUCUAGUUGUAGAGAUAUCAUCGACAGGUUCCGGAGGGAUUCUCGGUGUACACCUCCUGCCUUUGGAAUCUGAACUUGACGUCAUCAUCGACAACCACAGCUUCAAUAGAUAUAUCAAAGGUACCGUUCUCUUAAGCGGUGGCCAUGAAGACGAAGACCUAGGGCUUUUUCUUGCUAAUUGGAAUAGGCGGGGGGUUUAA
Molecule: messenger RNA, 1335 nt
Organism: Lactuca saligna
Lineage: Eukaryota; Viridiplantae; Streptophyta; Magnoliopsida; Asterales; Asteraceae
Source: the annotation of a GenBank genome assembly